This is a messenger RNA of Hirsutella rhossiliensis, 2499 nucleotides long. Its product is annotated as condensin complex subunit 2 domain-containing protein. Gene Ontology annotation, cellular component: condensin complex. The transcript has 5 exons. Gene Ontology annotation, molecular function: chromatin binding. Lineage: Eukaryota; Fungi; Ascomycota; Sordariomycetes; Hypocreales; Ophiocordycipitaceae. Bases 1 to 2499 code for a protein of 832 amino acids. Gene Ontology annotation, biological process: mitotic chromosome condensation. The record is from RefSeq and is a predicted model, not a curated record.
AUGCCUCGGGUCGCCCAAGUGCCACGCGCCGGUGGCGUCAAGUCGACGUCUGCCUCCAUGUCGGCUUCGCCCUUCAAGUCUCCCGUCAAGCGCCAACUGGCUAGGAUCCCGCUCAACGACGAUGCGCAAGAAAAGGGCCGGCGCAUGAACUCGCGAAAGGCCCUGCAAGAGAAGCAAAUCAACGAGAUCAAGGCCGCGGCAACACCACGCAAAACCAGCGCCAGGCUGGACGACCUGGAGAAUGCGUCGCCAGGCUCCGCCUCGGGCACCCCUCGCGGCGCCCGCAGCGGCGCCGACGGCGGAACCUCCGUCACGCCCAUGAAGCGCGUCCCCCUCCUUGCCAACUUUGAGGAGUGGAUGAAGAUGGCCACGGACAACAAGAUCAAUGCCACAAACUCGUGGAACUUUGCCCUUAUCGACUACUUUCAUGACAUGUCCCUGCUCAAGGAGGGUGACGGCGUCAACUUCCAAAAGGCCAGCUGCACCCUCGACGGCUGCGUCAAAAUCUACACAAAUAGAGUCGACAGCGUCGCGACGGAGACGGGAAAGUUGCUGAGCGGCCUCGCCGACAGCAACAGCAGCAAGAAAAAGGACCGCGAAGGCGAAGAUGCCGAGGGGGAAGAGAGCGAGGACGAGGUGGACGAGGAUGGCAACGUCAAGAAGAAGCCCAAGAAGAAGACCCAGAGAUCGUCCGAGGCCACCUUGGCGCCAUCGUUCAGCGCACUGCAACUCAAGAAGUUCGAGCUCGAGUUUGCUGUGGACCCCCUCUUCAAGAAGGCUUCGGCCGAUUUUGACGAAGGCGGCGCCCGUGGUCUGCUCCUGAACCAUCUGAUGAUUGACUCCCAGGGACGCAUUGUCUUUGACAGCAGCGAUGACUCGGGUGACGUGGUUACUAUUGGCAAGAGGAAAGCCGAGACAAGCGACGAUGCCGAAGAAGACGGCGACGCGUCAGCGGCGCAGGUGGAAGACGAGGCGAAUGAAGACGAGCAAGCAGGCGACGAGGAGGACGAAGCGGCUGUUCCGAUCGACCUCGCCUCUCUCGGUCAAAGAUUCUUCCACGAUCUAGCACGGCUGGACGAGCUCGACGUGUGCCCGUCGCUCAAGAAUUUUGACCUCGGCAACCCCUCUGGCUCGAUGGACAUCCCAUUCCUCAAAACGCCGGAUGACUGGAGGGCGGACCAAGACAAGGACAAGUCGGCGGGUGUUUUGGGCGACAAGUCGGGCAUGUUCAUCGACGAGGAGGCUCCGGUGGGCUUUGACGAUGACGAUCUCGGCCUCGGAAGCUUCGACGUUGGUGAAAACGUUGCGUUUGGCGAAGGCGGCAUGGGCGACGACGGUGGUGCCGACGGUGAAGGACUCGAUGACAAGGCCGAAUACGUGGUCUCGAUGGCAAACCCCCAGAGCGCCGACAAGAUGCACGAGGACAUUCUGGGCUUCUUCGACCAGGCGCUGCAGAAAAACUGGAGCAGCGCGGAGCACUGGAGGAUCCGGAAGAUCAAGGACGUCAACAAGCCGCCGAGCGAGAUGAAGAAGCGCAAGGAAAAGGAGCCGUUCGAGAUCGACUUUGCCAGCCCGCUCGAAUCAUCCAUGGCCGAUGUCCUGCACACGCAAGCGGCGAGCAACUCUGCGAUAAGCAUGCCCAAGAAGGACUGGAAGUCCAAAUCUCGAAAUCUCCUCCCCGACGACAAACACUUCAACUCCAAGUCGCUGCUCAGCCUCUUCCUCAAGCCCAGAGCGCGCAUGGCCCGCCGUCGGACCGGCUUCGGGGCUCGGGGGGUGGUGGGCAAUGCGCCGCCAGACAACCAACCCGUGGGGGACAUGGACGAGGCGUUCUGGGCGAACCGCAAGGGCCCCGAGGAGACUGCGCUGCCGGAGGGCGACUACGACGCCAACUUCUUCCAAGACGACGGCCUGCCCUUUGCUGGCGGAGACGACGCGGACGACGACGACCCGGAGUUUGCGGACGCGCGCGAGCACAUGUCGCCGGGGAUCGAGGGCGAGGCAGGCAUGGCGGGGGUGGCCGGGCUGACGGCCUUGCUGGGCGGCGAGACAUAUCCAUUUACGCAGACAAUGGGAGGGGCCUUUGGGACUAGUCUUGUAACGCAGACGAGGAGGGUGCGGCCCGAGUAUGUGCAAUAUGCCCGGAAAGCAAAGAAGGUGGACGUGCGGCGACUCAAGGAGGAGAUUUGGAAGAGCAUGGCCUUGGACAAGCUUGAGGAUCCGUCAAGAAAGGGGGACCGCCUCCUGACUCCGCCGGAAUCGGAGGAGCCAGGCCAGGCACAGCAGGGGAAGACGAGUCUCAAGUUCAGCGAGGUUAUGAGCGGGCUGCAGUCGGUGUACCCCAAGGCCAUCAUGGACGACAUCUCGACGUCGUACUGCUUCAUCUGCCUGCUGCACCUAGCCAACGAGCAGGGUCUGGUGAUUGAGAAGACGGCGGAGCUGACGGAGCUCGACAUUCGCAAGGACUGGACGGCCGAGGUUGUCGAGGGCGGGGAGUAG